Molecule: messenger RNA, 642 nt
Organism: Centruroides sculpturatus (bark scorpion)
Lineage: Eukaryota; Metazoa; Arthropoda; Arachnida; Scorpiones; Buthidae
Exons: 4
Coding region: 37-627 (196 amino acids)
Source: RefSeq, a predicted model, not a curated record
UUUGAAGGAAAUAAUUUGCAACAAAGGAGCAAUUCAAUGGAUUCUCUCUCAAGCGGCAAUGACAUUCUUUCUCCCUCAGUCAGCCGCCUGUCAAUUCUUUCAUCUGAUUCACCAUUAAAACAUGAAUUAGGAGAACCUCCCUAUUCUUAUGUCUCCAAAUUAUCUAAUGCGACCAUGCCAUUGCCAAUUAUCACAGAUGGACAGUUACAUCUUUUAUGGCCUUUGCCGCAGAAAAUUAUUCAAACAAAAGAUGACAAUUUUAUAUUAUCAGAUGACAUAACUGUCAAUGUUAUUCAUAGCCCAGAUAAUGCAUCAAUAAAAGAAGUUUUAGAUCUAUGGAAGACUUUUAUAGUGGAUGUAGAAGAAAUUGGUUACAAAUUAAAUGUUGAAAGUUUUCUUCCAACAGACUGUUUGGCAGAAAAAGUCAUCUGUCACAUUAAUUCUUCUAUAUUUACUAGACCUGAAAGUUACAGAAUUGUUAUUUCAUCCGAGCAGAUAAGACUUCUUGCUUGUGAUAUUCAAGGACUUCACAAUUCAAUCUGUACAUUUGUGCAGUUGUUAAGAUUAUAUAAAAAAGAAAAUGGUAUACCAACAAUGUGUGUAAGUCUUUUUGUAUUUUAUAAAUAACUUAUUUUAGUCACA